This is a messenger RNA of Durio zibethinus, 818 nucleotides long. RefSeq lists its product as uncharacterized. NCBI's taxonomy places the organism in Eukaryota, Viridiplantae, Streptophyta, Magnoliopsida, Malvales, Malvaceae. Gene Ontology annotation, biological process: proton motive force-driven ATP synthesis. Gene Ontology annotation, molecular function: proton transmembrane transporter activity. The record is from RefSeq and is a predicted model, not a curated record.
ACAGACAAAAAAAUUAGGAACAACCGCACUUAGUUAAUAUAGUUUCGUCAGAGUCCGAUUAAAUUCUUAGGGCAAGAAUUUUUCUCCGUCGGUGCGGCAGGCUAUUUCUUCUGAAACAAAUCAAAGCAAAGGGAUGGCGCCACCUCCUGGACCUUAUUCUGGCACUAGCACUCUCGCUCUCGUGGCUCGUGCAUCUGCUUUCUCUUUUGGACUCGUUUAUGGGAGCGUCAAGCUCAAGUACCUCAAGGCAAAGGCAAAGUCGCAAAAGAAAGCCGAAGCAAAAGCUGCAGCAAAGGCUCACCACUGAAGCAGAGGGGUUUUGUUCAUAGUUAGUUGCAUGCAUGAGUUGAGUUUGGUGUAGGAAUAAUGCAUAUAUUAAUGGAACUGUACCAGGUUUUCAUUGUGGCCUGCAGCUUCUGUGGACCAUGACAUUCCUUCUCUUAAAAUUUUUUAAGAGUUAUCAACUUGGCCCUUCAAUUAUUAUGCCUUUUUUGUUGGCAGUGGCUCUAUGGAUGUUUAGUUUCUUUUCCGUAGUUGACAAAUGGGCACAGCUGCUGAAUUUUAUAUGCUCCCCGGUUCAAAGUAAUAAUUCCAUCACUCUUUGGCUUCUGAAAUCUGGUGCAUCUAUUAAAAUUUGUGUUAUAAAUCUUAGUCUUCCUGCUGCAUUGUUUCUCACUUGAAUCUUGCCAUUAAGUGUUAACACCUGCAACAUCUGCUUAACUACAGUUAAAAGACCUUUUGGGCUUGUAUUUACUGUACUAGCAGGCAAUUGCGUCUAAUCUGUCAAUCUGGUUUGCACAAGCAAAUUCCUCUUGGCC